AUGUCCUUUUACUCUGUAUUUCCUGUUUUCUUAGCUGGCCUGGCAUUUUUCUCUGAAGCUGCACCACCCGUAAACUCUGCUGACUCCAAGGAUCCUCUUUUUAUAAAAAUUCUAGAUUCAGUCCGAGGAAGUCCAGCUCCAAGUGUUCCAGUUAAGUUACAUAAAGAAGCUGCAGAUGGAUCUUGGGAACUGUUACAUUCAAUACAAACCAAUCACAACAGAGAGCUCCCAACUAAAGAACAUUUUGUAACAGGGAUAUACAAGAUUGAGCGUGACACAGCCUCUUAUUGGAAGAGACUGGGCUUGAAUCCCUUCCAUCACCAUGCUGAUGUGGUGUUCACAGCAAAUGAUGCUGGUUAUUGA
This is a messenger RNA of Gavia stellata (red-throated loon), 363 nucleotides long. Its product is annotated as transthyretin-like. Gene Ontology annotation, biological process: purine nucleobase metabolic process. The transcript is spliced from 4 exons. Gene Ontology annotation, molecular function: thyroid hormone binding. NCBI's taxonomy places the organism in Eukaryota, Metazoa, Chordata, Aves, Gaviiformes, Gaviidae. Bases 1 to 363 code for a protein of 120 amino acids. The record is from RefSeq and is a predicted model, not a curated record.